Molecule: messenger RNA, 2616 nt
Organism: Plutella xylostella (diamondback moth)
Lineage: Eukaryota; Metazoa; Arthropoda; Insecta; Lepidoptera; Plutellidae
Gene: BBS9
Product: Bardet-Biedl syndrome 9
Biological process (GO): cilium assembly
Cellular component (GO): membrane; BBSome
Source: RefSeq, a predicted model, not a curated record
GCCAUGACUACGCUGCUCCCCUACCAACAAUAAGCUAUACUUACGUAUGUUUGCAGAUGCACUCUUGAAAAACACCUACAAGCUAUCAACUGAAAACAUUUGGGCACAACUAGCACGAUGUCAAUAUUCAAGUUAAAACCUUGGUGGUCCAACGAAAGGCUUCAAGAUGAGGAAACUAAUGAAGGAAUCCAAAACGGCAACUGUGUGAGAAUCGACAGACUGAGCUCGCACGGAGAGAGUGAUUGCGUGAUCCUGGCUGAAGGGUCCCUGCUGAAGAUAUACACACCGAGUCCUGAACAAAAUUACUCCUCACACUUAUUGAUGGAAACUAAUCUUAAUGACUAUGUGCUCCAUAUAGAAAUUGGAAAUUUCGUUGUUGGUGCUCCAACCCGACAGAUGGUAGUUCUGCACCCCCAGAGUUACUCCAUUUAUGAUUUGCAAAAGCAGGAAGGACAUACGGAUGCUGGAGAUCAAAACAGUCUAACGUUGCUUAUAAAGCACACAUUCACGCGAAAAGCCCACAGUUUGGCGUGCGGGCCUUUCGGCAAGAUCAAGCGGGACCUGAUAUGUGUGCAGGGCCUGGACGGGAGCCUCAGCUUCUUCGAUCAGGAUACUUUCCUGUUCAUGUGCGUCUUUGAUAAUGUCAUUAUGCCGGUGCCUAUCUCGUACGUCGCCAGCUCAGACACAUUUGUAGUGAGCAGAUCCACAUGGCUGCUUGAGAUUUAUAGUUACGAGCAACUCCGAGAUUUCAGCGAAUUGAACACGAGACAAAAUAAGAAGAAUAUUCCACAGUGGGUCUACAAUGCGGGCGAGGAAAUUUCUUCCGUUCAAGUUGUUCAGACCAGCACAAACUUCUCUAGCAUAGUGGCUCUGGGAGAAAGAUACCUUUACUGCUUCCAAGACAACGGCUUGAUGAAAUUCACAAAGAAAUUCGAUUUUAUGCCGAUGUGUUUUCACGCCUAUCUAAUUGGCUGGUAUUAUGAACCCGGAUCUCGACUGCUAAUAAUGGUAGGAUCAGACGACUCUAAGCUCUAUGUCUACGAGGGUACGACCGUGCUUUGGUCUUGCGACUUGCUGGGCACUCCUAUAUGGAUCAGUCGUUGCUUCCUGAAGGCUCUCUCCGGCGGGGUGGUGACCCUGUCCCCGCGGGGGGUGGUCACUAUCAGCUACUUGGGGACUGAGCCUGAUCUGAACCCUGGGGCCACGCCGGCCGUCAAUGACGUCACGGACCCUGAGGUUGUGCAAGCGGAGCUAGAGGAAGUAGAGGACGCGUUGCAACGAAUCAUGAAAGAUACUGAAGAUGUAGGGACUGGCGAGAAAGCAAUAGAAGAAAUAAUAAAAAUCAAAGCAGAAGCGGGAAAACCGGUGCAAAAUCUGUUCCAGCAGUUCACCACGGAUUCCGGAGACGGGAUCCACCUGCUGAUGUGUCCCGUCAUCGUGAUCCUCACUUGUUCUCAGCCGGAACUCAUCUCCGCGGUACAACUGACGUAUGUCUGCGCAGCGCCGCUCGCGUGCUCAGACUCAACCAUCUGCCUAGACUCGGUCAAUGGGACAGAAAUAAUAGAGACCCACGUGUUUUUGACGAAUGAAUCUGAUAUAUCGGACACUCAUGUAAAGAUACUGUUUACUAUAACUGAUGCGAAAGGCGCCAUCACUGUGACGAGUAGACUAGUCGCGGUGCCGGUCAGUCUGUACUGUAUUCCAGCUGAUGUGAACGAGGAAAAAAGAGAGAUUAAAUUUGAAAUCGAAACCAAUAAAGACUGCGUUGAUUUGGUAGAUUUAUUCGCAGAUUUUUCUAAAGAUGAAUUGAGUAACCAUGGAUGCACUCCCAAUAUUGUAUCUCUCGUUUAUCGAGGGAGUAAGAAACAUAUAACAAUAAGAUCUAGUAAUCAGAGUUACAUAAUUGAAUGUACAGACCCAUCUGAUAUUAUAGCGAUCCUAGAAUGCAUAAAUUACAAAUUGAUGGAACACUUCGCAAGGAUGGAAAUUCAGAACUUUGAGAUGAAAAUGCAAGUUCACAAGGAAUUUAAGGGUCAGUUGGAGUAUAAGUUUUUGAAGAGCAUAGAAGCUCACGCUAAAGACAGAACCAAGAUGAAGAAGUUUGAGGAAGACCUAUCAGUUCUCCAGAGACAGUUCACGCUGGUGCAGAAGCGGCUGUUGGUUCAGUUCGGCUCCUCCCCGCCCGGCGACUGCGACCAGCUCGAGUUUCUCAUGAGGGAUACUUAUAGAAGAAUCACAGAGACUGUUCGCGAAAUUAAUAGUUGUAAAGAUAGUGUUUGCAGGGCUGGUUGCACAAUGGCGGCAUUGGGACAGCUAAUAAAUUAUAUUUUAAGAAUGACGUCAUCGGACGCUUUCAAAGUAAAACUGUUUCAAGAAAUGCUGUCUUUGAACUCACUAUACGAUGACUAUCAGGACUGGGAGGAGGCAGUAUCUUCGGGGUUACGCUACAUGCUACACCACGUGUUGCGCAGCGCGCGCGCCACGCAGCGCCUGGCGCCGGCCGGCGAGCAGCCCGCGCUGUCGCAGGGCAACCUCAAGCGCUUCUUGAAGCAACUCAGGAUUGUGGUGGAGGAUGUGUUCUGUGAUGAUGGUGUAGGUAAGUUUCGUAGCGGCUAA